This is a messenger RNA of Emiliania huxleyi CCMP1516, 561 nucleotides long. RefSeq names its product ARF-like GTPase (gene ARL16-2). Lineage: Eukaryota; Haptophyta; Isochrysidales; Noelaerhabdaceae. The coding region runs from base 1 to 561 and encodes 186 amino acids. Gene Ontology annotation, molecular function: GTP binding; GTPase activity. The transcript has a single exon. The record is from RefSeq and is a predicted model, not a curated record.
AUGCACAUGAGCCGGCACUCACACGACUUCCUCAUCGUCGGCCCGGUCGGUGCGGGCAAGACGACUCUCGUUCGCAGACUGCACGCGCUGGGAGCGCGGCAGCGAGCUACGUCGACGACAGCGGCGCCGCCGCAGCCAACCGUAGGUACCGAGCUACUCACUCUGUCGCGCCCCUCUCUCACCCUGCUGGAGGUCGGGGGCGCAAUGGAGCCGCUGUGGGAGGGGUUCCUGGGCCACUGCCGCCGCGGUCUCCUCUUCGUGGUGGACACCUCCAGUGCUUGCGCAGUCGGCGCCGCGUCGGUGGCACUGCUACGGCUCCUCUCUUCAGAGGACCCGUCUAACAAGCGGCCGCUCCUCCUCGUCCUGAACCAGCGAGACCGACUAGACGCGCUGCCCGAAGGCAUCGUGCGGCACCUCCUGCGCCUCGAUGGUAUGCAGGAGACAUCUCGCGGGAGGCGGAUCUCCAUCCAUUGGACGAGCGGCCGGAGCGGCGACGGAGUGGACGGCGUGCUGAGGUGGUGCGUCGAGGAGCUGCAGCGCAACCCGCAGGCUUCGAGGUAA